This is a messenger RNA of Oncorhynchus tshawytscha (Chinook salmon), 651 nucleotides long. RefSeq names its product mitochondrial coenzyme A transporter SLC25A42-like. The record is from RefSeq and is a predicted model, not a curated record. Gene Ontology annotation, biological process: transmembrane transport. The transcript is spliced from 7 exons. Bases 1 to 651 code for a protein of 216 amino acids. NCBI's taxonomy places the organism in Eukaryota, Metazoa, Chordata, Actinopteri, Salmoniformes, Salmonidae.
AUGUCUGUCAACUGUGAGGUUGACACAGGCGUAGGCAUCCCCAGACGAGGUCCGCUCCUCUCCGGGGCCUUAGUUGGAGCUCUGGCCAAAUCCGCUGUGGCCCCGUUGGAUAGAACCAAGAUCAUCUUCCACUUGUCCUCAGCAAGAUUCUCUGCCAAGGAGGCGUACAGGUUGCUCUACCAGACCUACCUGGAGGAUGGCUUCCUCAGCAUGUGGAGGGGCAACUCUGCCACCAUGGUACGGGGCAUCCCCUACCCUGCUAUCCAGUUCUGUGCCCAUGACCAGUACAAGAGACUAGUGGGAGGAUGGCUUCCUCAAACCCUGCCGCCUGUGCCAAGGUUACUUGUGGGCUCCAUGGCUGGUACCACAGCUGCCAUGCUCACCUACCCACUGGAUAUGGUACGAGCCAGGGUGGCCGCCACGCCCAAGGAGAUGUACUCACACAUCAUGCAUGUGUUUGUGCGGAUCUCUCGUGAGGAGGGUUUGAAGACGCUGUACCGUGGUUUUACCCCCACCACACUGUACCGUGGUUUUACCCCCACCACACUCGGAGUGGUGCCCGACACGGGACUCAGCUUCUUCACCUACGAGACACUCAAGAAAAUGCAUGCAGGUGAAACCAAUGGGAGCACUCCACAAGGUCUCAUGUGA